UUCUUAGAAUUUACAUGUUCUCAGGAGCUGGUCAUUUUUAGUGCCAUCUUAAAUCAGAUACCCAUUCCGAAUGAACUGUAUGAUGCACUUUAUCAAGUACAUCAGAUGGCCGUUAGAAAUACUAACACAGAUCCAUACAUCGUGGUUUCCCAAGACAGAGGAAAAACUGGCCGUCCACGGAUUCAGAUUUCUGAGGAUUCUGUAUCCCAGAUGCUUACAUUAGGAUUGCCUGUGACGUGUAUUUCAAGGUUGCUAGGGGUAACAAGGUUCACAAUUCAUAGACGCAUGGUGGAAUGGGGAUUGUCUGUGAAGGCAACCUACAGCAGCAUGGCAGAUGCAGAGCUAGACGCACUUGUGGCAACAAUCCACAGAAGCAAUCCAAAUGCUGGUUAUAGAAUGAUGAUGGGUCUGCUGAGAGCACAAGGUCAUCGAGUACAAUGGGAGAGAGUUCGUUCUUCAAUGCAUCGAGUUGACACAGCAAGCAUUGUUUCCAGGAUGUCACAAUUAGGAUGUGUGGUUAGGAGGACAUACUCUGUUCCUAGCCCAAAGUCCCUGAUGCACAUUGACACAAACCACAAGCUGAUACGGUACAACAUUGUGAUAUUUGGAGGCAUCGAUGGCUUCUCCAGGAAGAUAAUGUACCUUGGUGUGUCAAAUAACAACCUGGCUUCAACAACACUAUCUUUCUUCCGUGAGGCAGUUCAGAAGUUUGGAUUUCCACUGAGGGUUCGGGGUGAUCAUGGAGGAGAGAAUGUAGAUGUGGCCUGCCUUAUGUUCUCUGUCCGGGGAACAGGGAGAAGUAGCUUCAUUGCUGGUAAAAGUGUUCACAAUCAGAGAAUCGAGCGAUUGUGGCGGGAUGUGUUCACUGCCGUUACCUCCCACUUCUACCAUGUUCUGCACCAGCUGGAAGAGGAUGGGCAUCUUGAUCUGUCCAGCAAUCUUCACAUUUUCUGCUGUCACUAUGCCUUCAUCCCACGGCUCCAAACCCAUCUCAAUAUAUUUAGAGAUGGAUGGGACAACCAUCCUCUUUCCUCAGAGGGCAACCUCUCUCCAAAUCAGCUGUGGCAAUUGGGGAAGCAGUACCAUUCAGAAGAGUGUGAUGAGAAUCUGCAGAUUCCAGAAAUUGAUUGGGAAAGCAGCGGUCUUAUCUCCAAUCACACAAAUUCUGGAAUCCAGGUUCCUGAGAUUGAAUCUCCACUGAGCACUGAGGAACUUAAUGACCUUAAGGCUGCUGUGGAUCCAAUGCAGCCAUCAGAAAAUUUUGGGGCAGAUGUUUACAUUGCUGCACUGCAGUACAUGAACAGUAUUGGCUAUAUGUAAGGGAGAAUAUCUAUAAUUGAGAUGAACCUCCCCCCAAAAAAUCACAAACAACAAGUUCUGU
Misgurnus anguillicaudatus (oriental weatherfish) is the source of this 1381-nucleotide messenger RNA. NCBI's taxonomy places the organism in Eukaryota, Metazoa, Chordata, Actinopteri, Cypriniformes, Cobitidae. The record is from RefSeq and is a predicted model, not a curated record.